Osmia lignaria (orchard mason bee) is the source of this 4765-nucleotide messenger RNA. It is a transcript of the gene mute, whose product is annotated as gon-4 like protein muscle wasted. Gene Ontology annotation, biological process: regulation of DNA-templated transcription. The record is from RefSeq and is a predicted model, not a curated record. Gene Ontology annotation, molecular function: transcription coregulator activity. Gene Ontology annotation, cellular component: nucleus. NCBI's taxonomy places the organism in Eukaryota, Metazoa, Arthropoda, Insecta, Hymenoptera, Megachilidae.
AACACUGUUAUGUAUUAUGUGAGAUUUUGUAAUCAAAAGUAUGAUAGAAAACGUAUGAGAGUGAUUACUCCGGUAUUAUUUAUCAGCAAAGUUUGCUAAAAAAUGGAAGAAUCUACAAAAGAAAAUAUUGUUGAGAAAGAAGUAAAUCUGAAUUGUUCUUCUGUUUCUUUAAAUGAAUCUCCAAAAAAAUGUAAUCUGUCGUUUUCAUUUAACUUUGAUUUUGAUGAUGUGAACAAUGAUGAAUCGUCUGACUCUGAAACUCCAGACUUACAAAUUGACGUCUCUGAAGUUGACAAUUAUGAGCCUUCAAGUAAACAUAAAAGAGAUGCUGUUGAAGAAACUUGUUCAGUCAUUAAUGAGAUGGAAGAAGAAAUUGAAAGGCAACUUGAUGCUAAAGCAGCUAAAAUUAAUCUUACAGCUACCAAUGUAAAGAAUAUCUUAAAGCAUGUUAUUACCAAUGAACAUGUAAUGGCAAUGGUUAAAAAUCGUCUUUAUGAUACAGAAGAUGAUGUACUUUUUGAACCAAAAUUAACAAGAGCAAAGGCCAAAGAAUUAGCAGCAGCUCAAGUUAAUAUACCAUGGCCAAUAACUUCAGUGAAAAAAGCUUCAUCAGAAGUACAAGUACUUAUUGAAGAAGAAUUACCAGAAGAUUCUUCUGAUGAAGAGUACAAUCCAGAACAAGAUAAACAAAGUGAUGAUGAAAGAGAAGCAGAAAAUUCUACAAAUAGCGAUGUAGAGUCUCAACCAUUAACACCGUUAAAUCAAUGCGAUACAUUUGGAGUUGAACAAGAUAAAUCAUCGAAUGUUCAGUACGAUCCAGAAGGAAUUUUUAAAAUUCCAAAUAUACCUCAUGUUCCAACAGAAGAAGAAAGUAUUGGUCAAAGAACACGUUCAAAACUUUGCUUGAGUGAAACACCUUUAGAACAGAUUGAACAGGCAUUUAUACCACCUGAUAUAACGACUGAUAUGUAUGAUUGGGAUUGUGAGGUAGAUGAAGAUUGGGAUAACUUUUUAAAAGAAUUCACUCAACCGUUAACUCAAGAACCUACAACAGAAGAUGAUCCAGAAGCAGAUCCAGAAUAUAAUAUUUUAGAAGAUGAAGAAACAGAUUUUCUUGAUAAAGAAGAACUACGAGCUGAUAAAGCUGUAAAAGUUACCCGGAAGGAAUUAAAUAACUUGAUCGCAGAAUUAUUCGAAUUUACUGAUGCCUUCUCGAAAGAAGAACAGGAAAUUUCAAAAAAAAGAAAGUCGUCAGAAAAUAUAAAUUCUUCUGCUGAAAAUAAUAUUAUGAAUUGUUCUGUAACAGACUUACUACCUGCUUAUAAAGAGCCUGAGAUUCCUAAUUUAAUAAAUUCUGAGCAGCGAGAAUUAUUAGCAAUUCAAUUUCAGCAACAUGUUCAGUUAACUGUACAACAUUUUGCUAUGACAUACAUGCAUCCAGAUUUACAUGCACAUUCAAAAACAUGCAAGCAGCUUAUAAACAGUGUAAAGUAUUUAAGCAAUGGUCCUAAUUCUGCAUUUAAUGCAACAAAUUUACCAGAUGCUUUAAAAUUAGUGUCUGAUUGGGAAAAUAAAUUUUUGGAUAAUAAAUUCUACGAAGAUUUUAAAAAAACUUUUGCAGAUGAGGAUGCAAUUAAAAAGAUAUAUCAAUCAAAUAAAUGGAAAUACGUUCCCAAAUUUCAUCCCGAUUUAAAAAAGUUAUUUUUAGAAAGUAAAGCUUUAAUGUAUCCGCAACUUUUACCUCAAAUACCUUUUCGAAGUGAAUUAAUGAAAUUCGUACGUUCUCCGUACCUAAAAUCUGAAGAAAAUUUAAUCGCAUUAGGUUUAGAACAGUUUAUCCCUUUUGUUGCAUCAAAGCCAAGAAAAUUUAAAAGUAAAAAGGCUCAAUUUAUAGAUGCAAUUCAAUUAAUUAUUCAGUAUUUAGUACCAUGUAGAGAACCUCAAGGAGUUCUUUUUCAUGUUCAAAAAAGGCGUUAUGCGAAAGAAGCGAAUCCAAUAAAGUAUUAUUUCGAAAAAGGCUCUGCUCCUAGAACAAUACAUUACAUAACGUUAGAAUGCGAUCUUAGAGCACCUAAAGAUCAACCAAUAAAUCUUUUACCCGUAGAAUGGCAAACUUAUCUUAAUAAUACAGAGCAAAAAAUUGAUUUACUUAAACGAAAACAUAUAUUGAAUUCAUAUAACGAUCUUGUGAAAAAGAAUUGUUCAACAAGCGAAAAUAAUAAAAAUUUCACCGCUACUUCCAAUACUCAAUCUUUAUGUAACCCAAAUGUUAAUGAAUUACCAAAGAUAUUACCUGCAAAUAUCAAUAAAAAAACAGAAAGUAAAGCUAUAACAGAAGACAAUUCAAAAGUAAAUGAAAAUACUUACUCUAAUGACCUGACAAAAACACCAACAAAUAAAACAAAUGCUGUAUUACAUCAUUCUGAUAUGGUAUGUAAUAAAGAGCAUAUAUUACAUGAAAAUAAUUUUUCGAAAACCACAAUCACAGAAAACGAUAAAGAAAAAAACAUAGAUGAAAAUAUUGAAAUCGUUCAAAACGACGAAUUUCUAAAUUCAAAAAGUAGUAAACUUUCUAAAAAAUCUGACGUGGUACAAGAGUUACCUCCGUUAAGAAAGACUACGCCUAGAUUAGCAAAGACAAGAAGUGCUCAAAAUAUGAAGUUAAUGGCCCAAGUUUUAGGAUCGAAAGGAUUAUCAUCUAAUUAUAAUACUUUAAAAACCAAAGAGAAAAGCGAGUUAGAUAAAAACUCAGAGAAAGUGUUAAGCUUGCCAAAAAUUGAUAGUGAGGAGGAAAUAGCAGAAUUAAUGUUAGCCAGUACCACUAUAAAAAAAGAUUCUAUUAAUAGAAAGAAAGCUAAAGAAGCUAGAGAAUUAGAAAAUAUUAAAAGGCUUCUUGAAUCUGAAAAUCCAUUAAAUGAAGAAGCAAGAGGAUCAAAAUUUGCAGCAUCGUAUCUUCAAAAAUUGCAUUUAACAUUAGAAUUUAGUAAUCCAGAAAUCUUUCGAUCCGUGAUAAAAUUAUAUUUAGAUUAUUAUGAAAAAUUGGAGAGUAUUAAUCAAAUGGAAAAUGAGCUACCCUUUUCUAGUACAUCACAGUCUUUGCAGAAUGAAGAAAUUAAUGAAAUAAAUGCAAAGAAUAAAGACGCAAUUACUAUUAAUUUAUAUCGGAAUGUGUGUGAAAAAUUACACGAAUAUCCUGAGCUUUGUACAGACUUUUUGUUAUUUUUAAAGCCGCAUCAAGCUGCAAUGAUAGAUAAGUCAGUGGAGUAUAUAAUGCUUCAAAAAAUGAGCGAAUUUAUUAAUGUAGUUCAAAUAUAUUUUGCUAAACAACCUUCUCGUAUUGCAAAAAUAAUGCAAGCUAUUACACAACUUUCAUCUGAUCCUCAAACAACUUUAGAACAUGUUCAUACAGCCAUGAAUCCUAUACUUAAAGGACAUCCAUUAGUUAUGGAUUUAUUUUUACAAAUAUUACCUACCGCGAAACCACCAGAAAGUUUAUUUGCAUCGCAUAUGUUUGAAAAUUUAACAUGUCCAAUGGGGCCAUAUGAUAAAAAUAAAGUUUAUACAGAAGACGCCGCAGAAUUAUAUGAAAACGUUGAAUUAUCUGUGUUAGCAUCUCAGGAAGAUCCUUAUGGCGGAGAAAACUGCAGAUGCAAUUGCCAUAGCGGCGAUGACACUACUUUUAAGAAUAUUUCGGAACACUGUGUAUCUUGUGGUACAAGGUUUCUCAAUGGCAAAAUUUAUCUUCAAACAUCCGAAGGUCUAAGGCCUGCUAAAAUUAUUUUUCCUGGAGCUGAUGAAGAAAAAUUAGAAAAUCUUGCUCGUGUAUCUUUAAAAACGGUUGACAAAUUCGUUCCAUCUAUUUCCUCUAGACAACGAAGAAAAUCUUCCAAAAAUGAAUUCCAUUCUGAUGAACAAUUAAUGUCAAAAAGUUCAUCUACUAAAGAAAAUGAAGAAGGAGGAAAACUAAUAGUGAAAUCUAAGAAAAAUAUAAAGUCUCCAUCAAAAUCUGGAGAUCAAAAGAGAUGUUUGAAGAGAUCAGUUAGCGAGAUAGAUUAUAUGCAUGUAAAUACUAAAAGAAUACGUAUAACACAAUGUAAGAAUAAAAAGGAAAAGAAAAUUGAUAAAGAUAUGAAAGUGAAAGACACGAAUUCAUACGAUCUUGAGUAUGUGAAAGUUAAUGAAUCUUCGUGUGAAGAUUCGAAAGAUUCUGCAAAAGAGAUAACAGAGGACACAGCAUACGUAAAAGCUAAUGCGUUAGAUAAUAAUGUAAAUAAAAUUAAUUUAUCUAAUGAAAUAAGAAAUACUGUUAAUUUAAAUAUUAAUGUAAAUGCUGAACCAUGGACACGGCAAGAGGAUAUGAUACUACUGCAAACUAUUAAAAAGGAAUAUUCUGAAAAUUCAUUAGCUAUGGUUAGUAAAACAUUAGGAAAUCGUACAAUUGAUCAAGUAAAAGAAAGAUGUCAAACGCUUCUUCUGUUGUUAGAAAAGAUGAUGUAAGUUUAUACUGAAGUCUUAUUAUUUAUUUGUUUUAUUUUUGAAUAAAUAAAGGCAGUAUUUAUUUUAAGAAAAUACUAAAAUAAAGUAUUACUUCCUAUAAGAUAUCAGUUCUUUUUGUAAUCCAAUUUUAAUAAGAAUUAAAAUAUUAUUAAAAUAUCAAUAUUUAUAUGAACGUGAUUAAUUACUAAAAACCAAAACAUUUGUAUACGUAAUAUAGUAAAUAAAACUGUGUAUAUGAGAUAAUCUAUACGAUACGUUAUACAAAGUA